UUAAACAUAAAACACACACAAAAAAAUAAAAGUAUUAUAUUUCUACAAAAUAUGAGUUCAAUUCUGAGUCUAUCGUCGGUGAUAACAAUAUGUGUUAUGGUCACAUUGUUUUCUUGUGCAUGUGGAGUUACCGACAUUCCUCGUCCACCUCGUCAACCCGAAAUGGGAAUCGAAGUAGUUGUGAUACGAAACAUAUUGGAUGGAAAAGAACAACUUAGUGUUCAUUGCAAAUCGAAAGAUGAUGAUCUCGGUGUUCAACUUUUGACUUACAAUAGCACUUUUACCUUCAAGUUUACUCGUAAUUUUUGGGGUACAACACUCUUCUUUUGUGGAUUUCAAUGGAAGGAUCAGUUCCACCGGUUUGAUAUUUACACGCCGGAUGGCCCUAGAUGCACUCCGGAGCCUUGCUUGUGGUAUAUCAUUCCCUCUGGACCGUGCAAAUUAGAAGCGAAAACUUAUUCUUAUAGGUGCUAUGAAUGGGGUCCUAGCUCUUUAGGUUCCCAGUUUGAGUUUUUCCCAUCUGAGACAACGACUAGUACUUUUAUUCAUGGCUGAAAAAGAUCGUUUAAUUAAUUACUACUACUAUUAUUUUGGUAUGAUUAUUAAGUGUUUUUUCGUUACAAUUUUUAUUUAUUAUAUAUAUUUUUAUUAUUUGAUUUUUGGAAGACUUGUUAGUAAUGUGAUCAUGUUUAUGUAGCCAAGUGCUUUUAGUUAAAUAAAAAAGUGUGUU
Molecule: messenger RNA, 730 nt
Organism: Cannabis sativa
Lineage: Eukaryota; Viridiplantae; Streptophyta; Magnoliopsida; Rosales; Cannabaceae
Product: S-protein homolog 5-like
Exons: 1
Coding region: 52-555 (167 amino acids)
Source: RefSeq, a predicted model, not a curated record